Messenger RNA from Amphibalanus amphitrite, 3451 nucleotides. Its product is annotated as protein white-like. Gene Ontology annotation, cellular component: plasma membrane. The transcript has 9 exons. Lineage: Eukaryota; Metazoa; Arthropoda; Thecostraca; Balanomorpha; Balanidae. The coding region runs from base 724 to 2220 and encodes 498 amino acids. The record is from RefSeq and is a predicted model, not a curated record. Gene Ontology annotation, molecular function: ATP binding; ABC-type transporter activity; ATP hydrolysis activity.
ACCGGUGGCGUACCAAGCUGGCGGCAGCGUGACAGGCGGCGGGCACGGCGCACCACCCGCGCACAUGAGCCGCCGCCGUCGCCGCCGCCACCGCCACCUGGUGGUUGAUCGACGCCCUAUACCGGUGGCGUACCAAGCUGGCGGCAGCGUGACAGGCGGCGGGCACGGCGCACCACCCGCGCCCAUGAACCGCCGCCGUCGCCGCCGCCACCGCCACCUGGUGGCGCGACCCCGGGACGCCUAGCGGGAGCCGUCCAACUCUGAGGCGGGCUGGGCAGAAGGAGACGGUCGCCACGACACCUAGCGGCGCGCGAGCACGCACCUUACAAACGGGGGCAGUAGCUGCAGCUCGGGAGGUCCCGGACUGUGGCGGUGGCGCUGGGAUGAAGGUACGGCCGCCCAAGAAGGCGGCCAUCUAUCCAGGUGUCCACCGCCCGCUACAACCGGCCAUGGGCAGCAGCGUGCGCCCCCGGCUGUGCAUCGCGCGCCGCCGUUCGAGGCGGCCUGUGCAGCGCGGAUAGACUCAGGGCGGAAAGGAAGGAGCGGAAGGAACUCGAGGUGAUGCGGGCGAGCGGAUCAGUGCGGGCUACGGAUUGGAGCGGCGAACAAUACGGCAAGCGUGUGAUGCGAUUGGCAGGAGAACGGACACGGACGAACAUUGAGAGGGAGCUUGGGACUGGGCGAUCGAGUGUAAUGAACUGAUGUAAGUUGGAUGUAUGUGGUAUGAAUGAUUCAGGCAGGAUAAUUAUUAUUAUAGAUCAUAGCGCAAACUUCACCUGGAGAGUAAGGGGACCCCUUUUUGACCGUUCGAGGGAGGGGGCAUUAUUAUGUAAGGGCAAAAUUCAUACGUCGGAGAGAAGCGGCGGGCCGGAGUACCAGGGUGCGUGUAAGGCCAGUCCGCCGUAUGAUAGCCUCCGGCGGGAAAGGCGUGCCCGCCGGGUGAAAGGCUGCGGCUGGCCGGCACCUGGGACUCGCGGGCCCGUCUCUCGAGGCAUUUGCCAGUGCGGUGUCGUCGGGGCAACAUCUUUCGUGACCCGGGAGUCGGCACGUCGACUCAGAAUGGUGCGUCGCGAUGACGGUGAACAGAGCGUGUCGCUGCUGGGCGGCCGCCGGUCACCGAGGGAGUACAGCGAGCACCAGCGUCUGCUGGAGACGGAGCUGAGCCGCGAGUCGGCCGGCUACGGCGCCGUGAAGCCACUGUCGCCACUGCCCACCGGCGGCGUCACGCUCACAUGGCACGAUGUAAACGUCUACGUGCCCGACAAGAAGAACAGCAGCGUCUUCAGCAGCUGCCAGUCGGAGGCGCCCAAACUGAAACGGGUGCUCAACAAUGUGUACGGCGCCGUGCUGGCCGGUAACCUGGUGGCCGUCAUGGGAUCCAGCGGGAGCGGCAAGUCCACGCUGAUGACGACUCUGGCGCAGCGCAACCCCGGGGAGGUGAUGGUGGACGCCGACAUCCAGUACAACGGACAGCCGGCCACCAAGCAGAUGCGCAGCAUGGCCGGCUUCGUCUACCAGGACGACAUGUUCGUCGGAUCGCUCACCGUCCGAGAGCACCUCGAGUUCGCGGCGCGUCUCAAAAUGGAGCGUCACACGACUGCCGCCGAGCGGCGCGCUCGCAUCGACACCAUCAUGAUCAACCUGGGCCUGAAGAAGUCGGAGCACACCCGAAUCGGAGUUCCCGGCCAGAAAAAGAGCCUCUCCGGCGGCGAGCGCAAGAGGCUGGCCUUCGCCGCAGAGAUCCUCACGGAUCCGCCGCUGCUGUUCUGCGACGAGCCCACCACCGGUCUGGACUCGUACAACGCCGAGAGGAUCGUCUCCAUGCUCAAGGAGAUGGCCUACCACGGCAAGACGAUCCUGUGCACCAUCCACCAGCCGAGCUCGGGACUGUUCGCCAUGUUCGACCAGCUCAUGUUCCUUUCCGAGGGCCGGCUGGCCUACAUGGGCUCCGCCACCAACGCCGCAGAAUUCUUCACCAGCCUGAACCUGAUUUGCCCGGCCACCUACAACGCGGCCGACUUCUACAUCCACUGCUUGGCCGUGGCGCCCGGCAGAGAGGCGCAGAGUCGCGAGCGCAUCAAGGCGAUCUGCGACAACUUCAGCGUCUCUUCGCACGCCAAGGACAUGGCCGUGACGGCCCAGUACCACGAGGCGGCCGCACUGGCGCACACUCAGGCCAGACGGUAUGAGUGCCGAGAGCUCACCAGGAGUGCAGUGUAAGUAACAACUGAAUGACUUACAAGUUACUAACAAAUAGCUAAGUGAAUCACAUGAGGAGAAACAGAUCAACGAUGCUAAUCUACUUUCGCCCCAGGCUGUUGAGAUGCAAUCUCUAAGGAACCUCGUGAAGUUCGCAACUAUUUACUUGGUACAAUAACGUUGAAAGCAAUCCUACAAACCUCUCUCCUGGACUGAUGUGCCUUUCCGGCGCAGAGCUCCCCCUAUCCACCGACUCCGUCCCGUGGCGUGUACGACGACUGAGCCACUCGAUGGUCGGCCCAAGGAGUUCGGCGAAGCGGCCGAUUUGUGACACGCCACGGCGGCGCGCGGCGUGCCGCAGACGGCCUGCCCCGAUUGCACGGGAAGUGGGCUAGGUCGGAGUCCGCCCUGAACUGUAUGUAUAACGCACGUCCCGGCGUCCGCGCCUGGGGUGACCAGCCGCACCUCCAGGCGCGCGCCGUACCGAUAUCGCCUGAGUGAUGGAAUGACCUUCUGAGCGUUGCAUCGAUAAAUACUUAUAUAACAGUCUUGAACCCAUGGUGGGUGGGAAUGUUGAGUGGGAUAUGCUAGUCUCCUGAUAUCCCGAGGAAAACUAAAAGGAAGUAACCAAACGAAACCAGGCCUGUGUAAUUAAACAGUUGAUCACAUUUAAAAGUCUAUGCCAUGAUAUAUUUAAUGACUAACCUACUUCACUGUGGCUGUAAGGCGACUUUCCGCUCACUUUUGAUAAGCAAUAAAUAUGUUUUGACUUUACCAAAAUUGCAUGCAUAGUAACAUUACACCCCGCACUGCUGCCCUUUCCGGUAAAGCUCCAAGUGAGCCGAUGUCCUCGAUUGUAUGUUAAUCCGCAUGGGAGUGUGCACGGCAGGGCCCCAGACCCCUCCCUCUCCUGUCAACCGAUACUGCAAGCGGCCGCUCGUCACUGCAGCUUACAUAAGCGCUCCAUGCGGCCAGGAUAGUACUAUACCGUGUUGACAAUCGGUGUGGCUUAUGUAAGACGUCUCAAACACCCGGCUACUAUGUUUAGUACACCUUACAAACUCCGAUUCUCCGAAGAAGGUGGUCGCAGUUACAGCUUUACGGUACGAAGUGUUGUUGACAAAAUGCUGUUCCGAAAUAGAAACUUGACUUUGGGACAUGUCGUGUGUCGGUUGACGGUAUGUCCGAUGCUUGAAAAACCAGAAUAAAUAUUUAAGAGACGAUGCUAACUUUACGGCCAACUGAUUUGUAG